Rhea pennata is the source of this 2927-nucleotide messenger RNA. It is a transcript of the gene SUMF1, whose product is annotated as sulfatase modifying factor 1. The record is from RefSeq and is a predicted model, not a curated record. The transcript is spliced from 10 exons. NCBI's taxonomy places the organism in Eukaryota, Metazoa, Chordata, Aves, Rheiformes, Rheidae. Gene Ontology annotation, cellular component: endoplasmic reticulum. Bases 18 to 1196 code for a protein of 392 amino acids.
GUGGCGCCUCCGCCAACAUGGCCGCGCCCGGCGGUUGCAGCUGCCUCCUCCUGGUGCUCGUGUUAACGGCGGCCGCGGGGGAGGAGGCAGCGCGGCGAGGGGAGACCCCCGCCGCGGGGUGCGGGUGCGGCGCUAGCCGGGGCAGUGACGGCGGGCGGGAGGCGGCGGCGCGGCGGUACUCGGCGGCGGCGGCUGCGGGCGAGCGGGCCGCUGGGCGCAGGCGGAUGGUCGCUGUUCCCGGAGGGGUGUUCACAAUGGGCACUGAUGAGCCUGAAAUACAGCAAGAUGGAGAAUGGCCUGCUAGAAGAGUCUAUGUCAACAGUUUCUACAUGGAUCAAUAUGAAGUCAGCAAUGAAGACUUUGAGAUAUUUGUGAAUUCAACUGGGUAUGUUACGGAGGCAGAAAAAUUUGGUGAUUCCUUUGUGUUUGAGGGCAUGCUGAGUGAAGAAGUGAAGGCUGAAAUCCACCAGGCAGUUGCAGCUGCUCCCUGGUGGUUGCCUGUGAAGGGAGCCAAUUGGAAACACCCUGAAGGUCCUGACUCAAAUAUCUUAAAGAGAAUGGAUCACCCAGUUCUUCAUGUUUCGUGGAAUGAUGCUCUGGCUUUUUGCACAUGGGCAGGAAAACGAUUACCAACUGAGGCUGAGUGGGAAUAUAGUUGUCGAGGGGGCCUUGAGAAUAGGCUUUUCCCAUGGGGCAACAAGCUUCAGCCCAAAGGUCAGCAUUAUGUCAACAUCUGGCAGGGAGUGUUCCCAACUAAUAACACUGCAGAGGAUGGAUACAGAGGAACUGCACCUGUCACUGCAUUUCCUCCAAAUGGAUAUGGCUUGUACAACAUCAUAGGAAAUGCUUGGGAAUGGACGUCUGACUGGUGGGCUGUUCAUCAUUCAACAGACGAGGCUCACAAUCCUCUCAGGGAGGCUGGCCUUCCUAGUUUCUGGAAGCGGAGGAGGGGAAUGCUGACUCAAGGCAGGUCACAGUAUCACUCUGAGUUGCAGGAGAGCAAUUUCUCCAUUUGGCUAAAACUGAAAGGGCCCUCAUCAGGGACUGACAAAGUGAAGAAGGGCGGAUCCUAUAUGUGCCAUAAGUCUUAUUGCUAUAGGUAUCGCUGUGCAGCCCGUAGUCAGAACACUCCUGAUAGCUCUGCUUCGAAUCUGGGUUUCCGCUGUGCAGCAGACACCUUGCCAGAUCUGCAGUGACCAGAUUUGUUUGCACACUGAGACAUAAGGACUGAAUUUCACACAAGUGCAUGGAAUCUCACUUGCUGAUAAGAGAGAAUGGAAAAAAUCUAAUGCUUCAAGCUCCUGGAAGGGGGAAUCUGAAACAAGUGAAUACUGCCUGAAGAAACCUCAUGUAUUUUUGGGGAACCUGGUUUGGAUUUUUAUCUCAGCUAAACUUUUUAUCAGCGAAUUUUAUUGGCUUCAGUGGGACUAUUCUGGAAUUACAGUAGCUCAAAAUAGAGGAAAAACAUGCUGCUUCUGUUCUAAAAGAGUAAUUCUUUUUAGUAUCUCCUUUAGCAAAAAAUCUUUAAAUGAAGCUAUUUAUUUAAUACAGUUUGAACUUCCACACUCAAAAUUCUGUAACAAGGACUUUACAAGCUUCUAGAAAGCUUUAUAAGAAACUUAAAGCACAGUUACUGCUUUGGUAACCUCCUAGGAGGUGUAAUUGUCCAUUUUAAGAGAAGAUCUGUCUUCCAGUCUUCACAACUAGCAAGACACAGGCAGUUAGUGUAGCAACUUUUGUUACAUUCCUGUUGCAAUGAACAUCACUUCCGGAAAUGCACUUUUUCUGGUGAGAUCCUCUUUUUAAACUGCCUUCUGCAACUGUGCAAAUAGUCUACAUAUUUGAAUAAAAUAUCAGGCAUUUAUUUAUACUAGAGGCUUUUUUUUUUUUUUUUUUUUAACUGUUGGAAAAACCCAGCUUCCUCUGAAUUUCUCUUGGACACUGUAGGCUUAAUUUGGGGACUUGAAAAUAAUCACCAAAAUGGCAUCAUUAGAAACUGGGGCUAACACAUGGCUCUACUUUAAAUGGAAGGUUAUAAAAAUGGAGAGAUGGGAAAUGUAACUACUCAUGUAAAUGUUGAAACUGGCCUCUAAGUUUAGUAAUAAAAAACAAAAUAAAAAAAAAAAAAGCCUUAGAGGAGGAGAGGAAGAAAGAAUACUGAGAGCUAUCUCAUUUGGGGAUCUGAAUGCAUUUGAAGCACGAAGUAUUUUUGCACUGCUACUCACUAUAGGAUGUACCGUCUGGAGAUACUGCUAUACUGAAUAACUGUGUGCCUUAACUGGAGACUAAACAAAUUUUCUGUGUACUAAGCCCUGAACCAGAAUGGCCAUCCUUCCAAACUUCCUGUGGCUUGCUGUGUUGCUGACCUCUUACAGGCCUCUUAACUGUGUAUAAAAUAGGGACUGGAUUUGGCCAUCUUGUCAGCUGCUUUAAGAUCUAACACUGAAAAUGUGUAUUAAUAAAAUAGUUGCAUUAUUGCUGCUAACUCUUGCAGCAUUGCUUUUUCUACAGUAAGUCAGGCUGGGGUCAUACAAAUCUGUUGUUUCCAACUGCUUCUCCACUUAGGUAGUGCUUCAUGUUGAAAGAAAGGUACUGAAGAGAGCCGAGGAAGCGCUUUCACAAAAAUCAGCCUCUAAUAGGGAGCUAAGUUAAUUUUAGCAACAAAAAAAUUGAUUCCAGAAUAUACCACUGAGUUAGCUUGCCAAGUUAUAAUACAUCAAUCAUGCAAUCACAUGAGCAAAUGGUAAAGACUGGCUGACCAGCACUAGAAAUUUUAAUUAGAGGUUUUAAUGCAUGUAUUUUGUAAUAGGGAAAGAAUUUUUAUCCCUGAAUUUCUCAGAAGACUCAUUUCUGCCCCAAGAGUUAAUUUACUUUAAUAAAGAUUUUUACUUUGUUUCAUAUUCUGGAAUAAAAACCCUAAAAUCUUA